AUGGCAGAAUCAAAGCAGACACCGCUCUCAGCACCGGAAGUGUCGCCAAAACGCGAUGAUGGUGGAAGAGAUUCACCGCAAGAAAGCAAACCGGCAGCGGACACAACAGAAGACAUCACCUUCAAGGGAGCAGACAGAACGUCCUGCUCACCACCAACAACUACGCGUGAGUCAGUGGAAGCAUCAGGUGAUGAGAAAAAUGAAGAAAACCCAACAAUCAAGCAAGAAGCCGAAUGUACACCGAAAAGUGAACCGGAGGAGGAAGAAUCAUCCCCGCAGAAAAGUGGUAAGGCAACACAUGAGGCCACAUCGGUAAAGGCAGAAGAAUCAUCAGCGCCAGAACAGCCGAAGAUGGAAGCGACCGACCGAGUUGAGGAAAAGUUGACACAAAAGGAAGAGGUAAAAACAAAGGAACCUACGUCACCGGUCACUAUGGAGACGCAGCAGCAGCAGCAAGUCAAUGAUGGCGAUGUCGAUGAGGAUGGUAGUGAUGGUGUAGCACUAUCCACAGAUAGUGCUGGCAUCGAUGCUAAGGGUGCGGUAAACAGUGAACCAAAGGUAGCAGGCGCAGCUGCUGUGCCAAAAGGCGAAAGCAGAAAACGCUCGCAGACUGACCAUAGUAGGCGCAGUAGAAGCAGUAGCGACAGUAGUACCAGUAGCACUAGUAACGAAAACAGUACCAGCCCAGAAGACCGUAACAGCAGUAGCAGCAACUCUGGUGGCAGCGGCAGCAGCAGCAGCAGUAGUGAUAGUGAGGGAGCCAGUUCAGCGAAAAAGGUGAAAUUGGAACCGCUGAACGAAGAAGAAGAAGAAGAAGCACUGGUGAAGACUGAAGUGGCUGUGGCCGAGAUGGAUGCAAAGCAACGGGCGGCAGCAGCAUCACCGUCUGCACGUUCGGUUGAAUCAAACAUGGCGGCUGAGAAGAUGGAAGAAAUAUCUGGCCCGGAAGAGCAACCGAAUUCGACUGAACCGUUAGACCAGGAAGAGCAAACCAGUACAUUCUUGCCACCGGCGUCAGUACAGUCAUCUUCUCCUGUCGAAAAUGUUUCGACGCAGGAUGAGGAACAGGCGCCCGGCAGCGAAGAAGCAAACCGUACUGAAUCGUUGUUACUUCCACCACCUCCCCCACCUCCACCGCUGCCACGGGUCGAUGCGGAGAUAUCCCGUACGGUGGUGGGGAAGGUUUCCAUCGUGGCACCGGUGCUGGAACGACCGGAUUCGGCUCGGUUGACGGCGGAUCUGCAGAGCUGUCAGCGGCAGCUAGCCGAAGUACGCUCCAAGUUCGACGUAACCCGCAAGGAACUGCACGCGACCAAGCGCAAGCUGAAACGCAUGUCGGUACGGUUGGGCAACACGACCGGUGGUGCUGGUUCGGUACCGUCCGGUGCGCACACCGUGGGCAGUGUGUCCCCACAUCCACUAGCGAUCGGUACAGCGGACGAGGACCGUAACCGGAAAUGGCGCGAACCGAUGAUACGGGCGGCGAUGAAAAUUAAGACAGCCAUGGGCAUCCAGGCGUACAAAUCGCUGAUCAAGGACGGUGAGCUGCUGCUACCCAGCUUGCGAACCAUCACCCGCUAUUUAGAGUCGCUGCGAAAGUCUGGUAGUGGGGCGACUGCUGCCGCCCUGGCUAAUGUGGGCCCGGCCACGAAAGGGACCACCACACCGAUCGAGGUGGAAGACGUGGCAGAAGAGGAAGAGUAUGAAGAUGAGGAGGAGAUGGUGAUGGAUGAGGAUGGUAUGGUUGCGCGAAACGCGGACGGUAUGCUACAGCGCCGGUUGGAGCAAUCGAGUGGGAAGAAGAAGCAAGCGAAGGCUAAUGGUGGUGGUGGUGGUGGUACAGGCCGUACGAUAGAUUACAAUCGGAACGAGCAGAGACGCCAUCCGUCGUACGCUUCCCAUCACCAGCAGCAACAGCAUCAUCGUCAUCUAGGGCCGGAUGUGCAGCUGCAGGAGAUCAAAACAGAGCAGGACCCCGUCAGUUUUACCGCAUCACCCGACAUAAACUAUUACCAGCAUGCGGACGACGAUGAGGAAGAGGAUGAGGACGGAUACCAAGACCCAACAUCCCUGCUGGAAGAAUGCCGAUACGAGGAAGCUAGCGGAAUGCAUUUAAACGGAGGAGAGGACGCAGGCUACCAUUAUGGUCAGCAAGGUCAGCAACCGCAGCAGCAGCAAACACUGUCUCAGGCACAAAUCGAGUUCCUCAAAUCGAUGGUAGGCUUCCGGAAAAAGUGGACACCGUACGAACUGCGAACAUGCAACGAUAUUCGACGCAUCAUUGGAAGCCGGGAGUACGAAUCAUUGCGUCGAAAGGAUGGCAUGCCACUGCCGAGUGUAAAGACGCUUCGCAAGUACCGCCAUGCUGCCCAACUGCCGGACGAUGUAGACAUAAUGGGUCGGAAGCGUAAGCUCAACGAAAUGGACGACUCCCCGACCAAUCAAUCACGCACUGUGCCACGGUAUGGCGCAGGAGUAGAACCUGCUGGUGGCGGCGGUACGGUUGACAAUGGUUCCGGUGUGCUGUUUCCGUUCGGUAACGAUACAGAUAAGGAGCUGCUUAAACCGGAACACGAUCCCGAUGGAGGUCAUUUCGAUGUGAGCAUACUAACGUUACCGCAGAUCAGUUUCCUACAGACACUGACCAUGAACACGAAGGGCUUUUCCGACUACGAGUUACAACGAUCGCUUGAGCUGAAGAACGAACUUGGUAGCGGCAACUAUGAGACACUACGGAAGCAAGAGUUUCUUAACAUUCCUACGCUGGCUAUGCUUACUCGCUACGAGCAGGACAAUGGGCUGGAAGAUCUGUCGCGGCUAAGAGGCCGAAAAGCUCCAGCUAAUGAGCGCAAGCGUCGCAAGCUAAACGAACCAUCGAUUGGGCUGGCACAGGAGCAGGAAUAUCAGCGUAACCGAGAGAUCGAGGAACAGCAGGCAUGGGAGCAACAGCAGCAAGAACAAGAGCAGGAGCAUCAGCGGCAGCUGGAACUGUACAACCGAUUGACACAGGCGGAUCCAUCACGCCAUCCACUGUUCGACAGUAUCGCCGGAGACUCGUCGCCCGCCGAAGGCACAGAUCCGGCAAUAACUGCGGCCGCUCUUGCGGCGGCCAUGGCUGCGGCAGCCGCAGCCGGUUUGCAUCACACACAGCUGGACCAUAUGAACGGCAACACAGCCGGUGGGGAGGAUUCAUCGAUGAGCAUGUUUGAGCAUCAUUCUAUUUUCGACAAGGACACACCGAUGUUUGAUAUGACCAAACUGUCACCGGCACAUGUAGAGUUUCUAAACACGCUGCCAGAGAAUCCGAAGCGAUGGACGCAGGAGAUGAUCAAUUCCGCACUCGACAUCAAGAACGAAAUUGGCACACGGGAUUAUGAAAUUCUGCGCCGACAGGGAAUACCGCUUCCAGCGGCACGAACUCUCCGAAGGCACAAAGACAUUCGCAACAAGGCCGAUCGUGCGUUGAGCGAGACAGGUGAAAUCUUACCGAAUAGUGGUUCAGCGACGCCGGCAGGAAUUGUUGGAGGCGGCGGAUAA
Messenger RNA from Anopheles maculipalpis, 3537 nucleotides. RefSeq lists its product as uncharacterized. Bases 1 to 3537 code for a protein of 1178 amino acids. Lineage: Eukaryota; Metazoa; Arthropoda; Insecta; Diptera; Culicidae. The transcript has 2 exons. The record is from RefSeq and is a predicted model, not a curated record.